UGUGAGAACCUCGCUGGAGUGGAAUCAUUAAAAACGGUCCGUGGCUCUUUAAGUAGCGUCUCUGCUACUCUCCGCGGGACACGAUUCUUCAUGCAUCGCUUGCCAAUCUCUUCUCCUCCACCCCACCCCCUCUCUGCCCUAACUUAGUAGUGCAGUGGACGCUCCGUAGCCCUGCUCGCUCCCUCUCUCUCUCUUCUCUUUCUUGAGUCGCGAGAGCAGGAGGAACGGGGGGAAAUAAUAAGAAGGGAAAGAUUACGACGGGGAAGGAAAGGCCAGAUAAGGACCAGGGAGAGCGGCCUAGAGCAGGGAGGGCUGUAGCGGGUUUCAACGGCGCUCUGUCUGUGCUCGCUAUUUAUUUAAGCACCUCGGACAGCAACAACUUUCUGCCUUUUCCUCUCUCUCGUCUAACACAAGGCUUCUUCUUUUUCUUGGUUUAGUGCGCUGGUCAGUGCGAUACGCAGCGCACCUCUGGCCAAUCCCAGAGGCGCGUUCGAGACGACGCGUGCUUAUUUUGUGUCUGGUUGGAGCAAACGCGAGCGCAUGCGGGAGGAGGAGGAGGCGACGGCUGUCCUCUUUUUUUUUUUUUUUUCUACAUCUGUCCGAUGGGCACGUUCAUUGUGGAGCAAAUCCAAUGAGGAGUAGCUGGUUACCGUUUAACACCACCACGUAGUACCGGGGAAAACGGCGUGCAUAGAGGCGACCUGCAGCAGCUCUCGCUGUUUCAACCGUCACGGCCUCUUGUGUUGUUUUGUGUUUGAUUUAUUUUUUGAAGAAUGGAAUAUUAUCAUUGGACAGCUCGCGUUCUGCUCGUCGGUCGCUUCUCCUGAUGUGAGUGAUGGAGUCGUCGCGAGCCCUUGGCUGCUAACUGUUACCAAAGGUCUGGUCGAGAGAAGCGGCGAAACUUGGCGGGCGCGGGAGAGCAGGUCACGGAAUAGAAGAGCGCGAGAACAAGAGGAGAACGCACGAGCUCGAGGUAACAAGGUGGAUCAUAACGCGAGCCGGCGCGCGCCCUGCCGUCCACACACACCACUGGGACACGGAACACAUCACCGUCCGAAGGGGGGCGAGGAGGAAGAGGGGGGAGGAGAACAUCGGCUGAAUUUAUUUUUGGUUUAUCCAAUUUUUUCUUGACAACAACGAACGAGACCGUCGUUGGAACCAGUGACUGUUGAGGAGCAGCGGUUUAGAACAACAACAACGUGUGUGUUGAUCUGCUGGGAAAAAGUAUCCCGACGCCCACCCAGCAGACAGCAGCCCACCCCUCACCUUCGCUUCACCCGUCCACGAGCCCUUCCUUGGCGCCCAUAUACGGUCUCUCCGGUUUGCGAGCCCCGAGACCAGGCUACGAAACGCUCCGGCGCCCCCGCUGCUUCACCGUUUCACUCCGUGCGUUGGCACCGAAUUCCCCGCGUGUGUAUAUUUCCCCCCCCCCUCUCCAUGAUCACCCGGAGCGUCGCGGUGUCUCGAGGAGUAUAGCAGAACCACGCGGAUAGAGACACGACUGAAGAGGAGCCGCCUAUAUGAAGAUGCUGAUGUGUGACCGCGGCGUCCAGAUGCUGGUGACGACGGUGGGCGCGUUCGCCGCCUUCAGCCUCAUGACCAUCGCGGUCGGCACGGACUACUGGCUGUACUCGCGCGGCGUCUGCCGCACGAAGAGCACCAACGACAACGACACGAGCCGCAAGAACGAGGAGGUGAUGACGCACUCCGGCCUCUGGCGGACCUGUUGUCUGGAAGGGACGUUCCGAGGUGUGUGUAAGAAGAUCGAUCACUUUCCGGAGGACGCAGACUAUGAGGCCGAUGCUGCGGAGUAUCUCCUACGGGCGGUGCGGGCCUCCAGUAUCUUCCCCAUCAUGAGCGUGGGCCUGCUGUUCCUGGGGGGGCUGUGUGUGGCCGCCAGCGAGUUCUACCGCAGCCGCCACAACGUCAUCCUCAGCGCGGGCAUCUUCUUCGUCUCUGCAGGCCUCAGCAACAUCAUCGGCAUCAUCGUGUACAUCUCGGCCAACUCGGGCGACCCGGGCCAGAGCGACAGCAAGAAGUCCUACUCCUACGGCUGGUCCUUCUACUUCGGCGCGCUCUCCUUCAUCAUGGCCGAGAUGGUGGGCGUGCUCGCCGUGCACAUGUUCAUCGAGAAGCACCGCAAGCAGCGCGCCAAGUCCCGCACCGAGCUCAUCAAGAAGUCCGCCUUCGGCCGUAUCCCAUCCUACCGCUACCGCUUCCGCCGCCGCUCCAGCGUGCGCUCGUCCGAGGUGCCCAGCCGCGACGCCUCGCCCAUGGGGGGGAAGGGGGGCUACACGGGGCCCGCCGCCUCCGAGAUGCCCAUGUACACGCUGAACCCCCGCGAGGCCGGCGGCGGCGCCAAGACGGCGCUGGGGGGCCUGCUCAACUCGGAGAGAGAUUUUCUGCAGAGCAGCACCCUCACCAAGGACUUCAACAAGGACCCCAACCGCAGGACCACGCCCGUCUGAGCAAAGGGGGAGGGGGCUAGAAAUAUCGCCUGAUUAGAAAACGUUGUUGGUGAU
Messenger RNA from Gadus morhua (Atlantic cod), 2522 nucleotides. RefSeq names its product calcium channel, voltage-dependent, gamma subunit 3b (gene cacng3b). Gene Ontology annotation, biological process: calcium ion transport; neurotransmitter receptor transport, postsynaptic endosome to lysosome; neurotransmitter receptor internalization. Gene Ontology annotation, cellular component: AMPA glutamate receptor complex; postsynaptic density membrane. NCBI's taxonomy places the organism in Eukaryota, Metazoa, Chordata, Actinopteri, Gadiformes, Gadidae. The transcript has 5 exons. Bases 1521 to 2468 code for a protein of 315 amino acids. Gene Ontology annotation, molecular function: channel regulator activity; voltage-gated calcium channel activity. The record is from RefSeq and is a predicted model, not a curated record.